AUGUCCGUCACCAUCUGCCAGUCCAUGGGCUUCGUGGUGUCUGCCCUGGGCAUCGGGGGCAUCAUCGCAUCCACCUGCAUGGACCAGUGGAGCACCCAGGACCUGUACAACAACCCGGUGACCGCCGUGUUCAACUACCAGGGCCUGUGGCGCACGUGCGUGCGGGAGAGCUCCGGAUUCACGGAAUGCCGAGGGUACUUCACCAUCCUGGGGCUGCCAGCCAUGUUCCAGGCCGUGAGGGCACUCAUGAUCGUGGGCAUCGUCCUGGGCAUCCUCGGCCUCCUCGUCUGCAUCUUUGCCCUCAAGUGCAUCCGCAUCGGGACCAUGGAGGACUCUGCAAAAGCCAACAUGACUCUGACCUCUGGCAUCAUGUUCAUUGUUGCUGGCCUGUGUGCCAUCACCGGCGUGUCCGUGUUUGCCAACAUGCUGGUCACAAACUUCUGGAUGUCCACCACCAACAUGUACCAGGGGAUGCAGAACGUCCAGAACAGGUACACCUUCGGCUCAGCCCUCUUCGUGGGGUGGGUGGCCGGCGGCCUGGCCCUCGUGGGGGGCAUCAUGAUGUGCCUGGCUUGCAGAGGGCUCAUUCCAGAGGAAUCCCGGUACAAAGCCGUGUCCUACAACGCGUCAGGACCGAACAUCUCCUACAGAACGGGGCCCUACAAGGGCUAUGAGCCCGACCCAAAGACCAGGAAGGGCCCAGGGUAUGAAGAAGCUCCUCGGAGUGAGGAGGGAAGACGCUCCUACCCUUCCAAACACGACUAUGUCUAGCAGACCUUCUGGGCUCAGCUUGUGCUCUCUCGUGUAUUUGUAACUUCAGAAGCAAAAAGUGCAGCAACCAAAGCAGUCUGUGAACAGGAUUGUGUUUUCUGUCGUGUUUUUUCUACUCUGAGGUUGCAUCCUGGACAUCAGUUUUAUUGGACUGCCUGCCACGAGGAGGUCUGUAACAAAACACUGCCUUCUGGUGCUCUCAGAG
Messenger RNA from Manacus vitellinus (golden-collared manakin), 976 nucleotides. It is a transcript of the gene CLDN18, whose product is annotated as claudin 18. NCBI's taxonomy places the organism in Eukaryota, Metazoa, Chordata, Aves, Passeriformes, Pipridae. Bases 1 to 771 code for a protein of 256 amino acids. The record is from RefSeq and is a predicted model, not a curated record. Gene Ontology annotation, biological process: cell adhesion; bicellular tight junction assembly. Gene Ontology annotation, cellular component: bicellular tight junction; plasma membrane. The transcript is spliced from 5 exons. Gene Ontology annotation, molecular function: structural molecule activity.